AUGGGAAAGACUAGAGAUCUCUUCAAGAAAAUUAGAGAUACCAAGGGAACAUUUCAUGCAAAGAUGGGUUCAAUAAAGGACAGAAAUGGUAUGGACCUAACAGAAGCAGAAGAUAUUGAGAAGAGGUGGCAAGAAUACACAGAAGAACUAUACAAAAAAGAUCUUCAUGAUCCAGAUAAUCAUGAUGGUGUGAUCACUCACCUAGAGCCAGACAUCCUGGAAUGUGAAGUCAAGUGGGCCUUAGAAAGCAUCACUAUGAACAAAGCUAGUGGAGGUGAUGGAAUUCCAAUUGAGCUAUUUCAAAUCCUAAAAGAUGAUGCUGUGAAAGUGCUGCACUCAGUAUGCCAGCAGAUUUGGAAAACUCAGCAGUGGCCAGAGGACUGGAAAAGGUCCGUUUUCAUUCCAGUCCCUAAGAAACACAGUUCCAAAGAAUGCUCAAACUCCUGCACAAUUGCACUCAUCUCACACGCUAGUAAAGUAAUGCUCAAAUUUCUCCAAGCCAGGCUUCAGCAAUACAUGAACCGUGAACUUCCAGAUGUUCAAGCUGGUUUUAGAAAAGGCAGAGGAACCAGAGAUCAAAUAGCCAACAUCCACUGGAUCAUCGAAAAAGCAAGAGAAGAAUUCCAGAAAAGCAUCUACUUCUGCUUUACUGAUUACGCCAAAGCCUUUGAUUCUGUGGACCACAAC
Messenger RNA from Dama dama (fallow deer), 687 nucleotides. RefSeq lists its product as uncharacterized. The transcript has 2 exons. The annotation marks the transcript as partial. The record is from RefSeq and is a predicted model, not a curated record. Lineage: Eukaryota; Metazoa; Chordata; Mammalia; Artiodactyla; Cervidae.